AUGUCGGGUGGGAACAUUAAAGACUUUGAUAAAAUCACGUCUUUUCUGGGCGACUACGGCUUCUUUCAACUACUAAUAAUCGGUGUGCUCAGUUUAAGCGCAAUUACAUGCGGGUACGCGGGAACGAUAGUGGUCUUUGUUUCUGAUACACCCCAGCACCACUGCAAAGUGUCCACCAACUCCACGCGUAACGGCACAGAUGUGGAGGUUCCUCUACGCGAGUGGAGCAGCUGGAUCGGACCGGACAGCUGUUCCCGGUACAAACUGGACGGAAACUGGACGGAGACAGCGGGACCCAGCAAUGACACGGAGCCAUGUCUGGAUGGAUGGGUCUUCAGCACUGAGAUAUACACCAACACCAUCGUGUCUGAGUGGGGUCUGGUGUGUGAAAGUGCAUGGAAGGUACCUUUUUCCACCUCCUUGUUCUUUGUAGGGACCCUGAUCGGAUCCUGUGUUUGUGGUCAACUGUCAGAUCGGUUCGGCAGAAAGCUGGUGUUUUUUUUCACCAUGGCAUUACAAACAGUCACUACCUUGAUCCAGGCCACCUCUGUCAGUUGGGUCAUGUUCUGUGUCAUCAACUGUCUGAGAGGACUUGGCCAGAUAUCCAAUUACAUUACGUCACUCGUACUGGGGUCUGAGAUCCUUGGCCCGAAGGCCAGGGUGAGUUACGCUGUGCUGGGCCACUGCUUAGGUUUUGGCAUCGGAUAUGCCUUGCUGCCGCUCUUGGGCUACCUCAUACGAGGCUGGAGGAUGCUGCUGGUUACUUCUGCCAUCCCCGGCCUCCUGCUUUUUCCAGCCUGGUGGGUGAUUCCAGAGUCUCCCCGUUGGCUUUUGCAGAAAGGUCGGGUGAAGGAGGCUGAGCUUGUCAUACGCACUGCUGCAAAAUGGAACAGAGUCCCCGCUCCUGAGAUUAUAUUCAGGUCAAACGAAUGUUCUGAGGUAAAGAAAAAUGAAAGCGAAGAGGAGCAUACGUAUACUUACCUGGACCUGAUACGCACCCCUAACAUCAGGAAUAUCACAAUUCUGGGUGUUUUCAUAUGGUUGGCUGCCACCGUGGUCUUCUAUGGUCUCAGUCUCAAUACCAGUAACCUGAAUGGAAAUGUCUACCUCAACUGCUUCAUUUCAGCAGCCAUUGAUAUUAUGGCGUAUUUAGCCACUUCAGUGCUGGUUAAUCGCGUAUCACGACCCAUACUCCUCUUCUCCAUGCUGAUGUUCUGUGGAAUCAUGCUUCUGGUUAUCAAGCUGGUUCCUGAAGACAUGCACGUCAUGUUCCAGGUGUUAGCCUUGGUUGGAAAGACUGGUGUGUCUGCUGCUUACUGCCUCGUCUUUGUGUUUUUUACUGAGCUGAUCCCCACUGUGGUCAGGAGCAUGGGCUUAGGAAUCGCCUCCACAGCUGCACGCAUCGGCUCUAUCGUUUCUCCCUAUGUGAUCUACAUGGGCAAAUACAGCAAAAUCCUGCCAUAUAUUGUUUUUGGCGUAGUCAGCAUCAUGGCUGCUGCUGUUAGCAUACUGCUGCCGGACACCAGAAACAGAAAACUUCCUGAUCUUAUAAACGAGGCCAGACCCAUCAGAGGCUGCUGCUGUCCAAAGGAAACUGCUACACUUUAGUCAGAUACUGAAGGCUGUAAAUAAAUGAGCAAGAGUGCCCCCUGCUGAAAGAAAAUCACAGCAAGAGAUGAGUGAUCACAGACAAAAGCCUGGUAACAGCCCUCACAAAUAAGUUUAUGGUUUUUUUUAACGAUGUUUGGAAGAAGAAGACAACCACGUGUUUCAUCCCAAGCCUGUAAUGCUCAGGAAAGCAAAGGGCUGAAACACGUUCCUAAAAGUACUAUUUAUUGACUAACAAACAGAUUGACAAAAAAAAAUAAAGGAAAACGAAAUAUACACAAUAGUAGCAAUUCAUCAACGUAUAAUUGAAUCCUGUUAUUUCUAACCCCUCUCCUAACCAAAAGCAAAAUUUAAAUUAACUCCUUACCAACACGCCCCUCAAACAAUAUUAGUCCCAAACAAGGUUAAUCUCUAACAACUUUCUCUAUACUGUCAUCUCACACAGACAACAUGUAAUGUUACACAUUACUACAGUAACAACAUGUAACUGUAGUAUGCCUAACUGUAGGUCAACAUAUACAAAAAAGGAGCACUACAACCAUGUGCCCAUUUCAAAAAAUAAUAAAUUGAUAAAUGCAUAAAUAAUAAUAAUGAUAUAAACAAAUGUGAUCUCAGACUGUUUUCUUCUGUAUACUAACAUUAAGCACUCUGGCGCCCAUGUUUCAGCAUAUUCUGCAUCAUUAUUUUUCAGUUUGAGAGCAGUCUUUUCCAACUUAAUAAUUUCUAUUACUUCAGUGAUCCAUUCUUUUUGAGUGGGUGCAUUUAAGGCUAUCCAGUUUUUCAAGAUUACCGUCUUUUGUCAACAUGGGCAUAAUACAUAAUACACACGGUUAGCUUGGCAAGAUUCUCCAUAACUUUAUCAUCUUGUUCAUUUAGCUGAAACUAUGAGCACCAAUGAAGAAGUAAUACCUGCAGAGUGAAUAAGACAGAUGCAAAAAAAGAGGCUCAUAUAAAAAAUUUCAUUGUAAUUCC
Molecule: messenger RNA, 2580 nt
Organism: Plectropomus leopardus (leopard coralgrouper)
Lineage: Eukaryota; Metazoa; Chordata; Actinopteri; Perciformes; Serranidae
Product: solute carrier family 22 member 21-like
Biological process (GO): transmembrane transport
Cellular component (GO): membrane
Molecular function (GO): transmembrane transporter activity
Source: RefSeq, a predicted model, not a curated record